Molecule: messenger RNA, 2135 nt
Organism: Coregonus sp. 'balchen'
Lineage: Eukaryota; Metazoa; Chordata; Actinopteri; Salmoniformes; Salmonidae
Source: the annotation of a GenBank genome assembly
AUGCAGCCCUGCUCUCUCCACCCUAUACCCCUGCUACCCCCUCUAUCGACACACACUGUUACAUAUCUCUGGGUAAAAUGUAGCUUCAAUACACAUGUUCUCUCAUACAGACUCUUUGUGUGAUAUCUUUCACUCACGCUAAUACAGGGAUACACAGAACACACACAUUUGGGGUUAUGUCUCUGCAUUACUUCGCUCUGUGUGAUAUCUCUGUGCAAUCCUUGCCCACUGGGCACAAAAUGCAAUGUUUGUUAUCAGUGGGGGAGUGGAGACUUUCUCUCUUUCUUUCUCUUGCUUCCCCUCUCCCCCCUCAAUCUCCCCCUCCUUCUGUCUCUCUCCAUCCCUUUCCACCACUCCUCAUGCAUGAUCUCUCUCCUCCACCUUUCCCUAACCAUCCGUCUCCCUGACAAUCUGCGUCCUGCAUCCAUCCAUCUCUCGGUUAGUGGUGAGAUGGGGAAUAUGAAAACAGGCGGAAAAGAAAACAGAGAGCAAGAGGGAAAGAAAACAGAAGCAGAUUCAAUAAGAGAGACUUCACUGUGGAGAGGAGGAAGGAGUGUGUUUGUGUGCUCUACCCUCCCUCUCUCACUCUCGCUCUCUCUCUCUCUCUCUGUCGCUCUCUAUCUCUCUCUCCCGCUCUCUCUCGCUCUCUAUCUCUCUCUCUCUCUCUGUGCGAGUGUGUGUAAGCGUGUGCGUCUCUUCUGGCUCCACCGUUGUUCACUCGCUCCAUGGAUGAGCUGGGAAGAGGAGGGAGAGCGGAAUCAGUGGAUGCGUCUGGCCGGAGGAGAAUGGGAGGAGUUUGGAUCGGCAUGCACGACUAACCGGCGGCUCUGAUCAUCGGCGGCUCUUUCUCCAUCCCUCCCUGACUCCCUUCCCCCUCUCUCUCCCCUUAUCUCUCCCCCUCUCUCUCAGACUCACACACACUCACGCACAGGCUGGAUGUCAUCUCGCUAGGCUGAACGAGAGGUGCUUAGGCUUGUCAUUAGUUGCACAGGGAGAUCCAGAGAGUUGGGUGUGUGUGAGUGUGUGAGUGUGUGUGAAGUGGGGACACUGAAUACACAGAGGUGGCUCUGAUUGGCUCGUGGCUUAAAUUACUCUCUCACUCGCGCUCUGUGUGACAGUGGACUUACCUCUGGGAUCCUGACAACGAAAACAAACGGUCACUGAGAGAAGGAGAGAGGGCGGGGGGGUUGCUUUAUUUUGCUCUGUGUCUCUGUGUUUGUCUCUCUCUGUGCUGCAGGUGUGUGUGUUUGGGGCACUCAUCCUCCCCCUCUUUCUCUCUUUCUCUGUAUGAACUGAAAGUGUGACUGUGAUCUUAUUCUAGGUGGUAGUUCAGGGCUCUCAUUGCAUUGCCUCUCUCUCUCUUUCUCUCUCGCUCUCUCGCUCUCUCUCUGUGUGUGUCUCUGUAGGUGUCUGUGUAUUGGGGCCUCCUUGGCUGUGGGGCCGAAGGGGUCAUGAUGGACCUAAAGGAGAGCUGUGGCAGUGAGGGGAGCCAUGAGAGCUCCAGUCUGCACCCGUCCUCCUGGCAGGCCUUCUCCCACACUAGCACGCUCCACGGCCUACGCUUCAUCUUUCCCUACGGCCGGCCUACGCCUCGCCGCCUGCUCUGGGCCGCCGCCCUGCUGGCCUGCCUGGGCCUCCUGGCCCUGGAGAGCUUCGAGCGCCUGGCCUAUUUCCUGUCCUACCCCCAUGUGACUAGCGUGGAUGCCGUGGUGUCGGGCAGCCUGGUGUUCCCUGCCGUCACCGUGUGCAACCUCAAUGCCUACCGCUUCAGCCGCCUGUCCCGCAAUGACCUGUACCAUGCUGGGGAGCUACUGGCCCUGCUGGACGUCCACCUGAGGAUCCCUGAGCCCCAGCUGGCCGAGCCCCACGUCCUGGCCUUCCUCACAGACAAGGCCAACUUCACCGCCUACAGGCCCAAGUCCUUCAGCAUGCGUGAGUUCACCGAGAGGGUGGGCCACGACCUCAAGGAGAUGAUGCUCUACUGCCGAUACCAAGGCCAGGAGUGCAGCCACAAAGACUUCAAAACCGUAAGUCUACUCAUAGUCUCCCUGUCUUUGCUCAGGUCUGGCAUGGGUCAGAUCUCCUGCAGCGCAGUUGAGUCUCUCACUCAGAAGGCUUUGUCUGUCAAGUGUUAA